ACCAUCAUCAUCAUCAUGAGCAGCAGCAGCAUAAUCGUCGUCGUCAUUUGUGGCAGCAGCCGUGCGCGUGCAGACGAAGAAGCAGAAGAAGCGUUCCACCCGGUGUCGACGGCAGCAGCAGAGCAGGUAGCGGUCGUCAUGUCGGUCACAAAGCAAGACGAGCUCGACGACGCCAAGGUGGCCGAGCUGCGUGACCUGUUUUCCAAGUUCGACGCGGAUCGCUCAGGCACGGUGGCGUUCGAGCACGUCGACGAGAUCCUCCGAACCGCCGCCCGCGUCAUCGUCGAGCCGGAGUUCAAGAAGCGCGUCAAGAGCACCGCACCCGACGACCUCCAGCAGAAGGUGCAGUUCCCAGAGUUUCUGGACAUGGUGCAGAAGUGCACCCGCGCGUUCAACCCUCAGACGGACCUGCAAGACGCGUUCCGCGUAUUCGACCGCGAUGGCCACGGCUUCAUCACGACGGCCGAGCUGCGUCACGUGGUCACCACGCUGGGCGAGCGCAUGACCGACGAGGAGGCCGACGAGCUCAUCCGGGAGGCGGACCCCAACAACGAAGGGCAAGUCGACUACGAGAACUUCAUCAAGAUCAUCUCCACGCCAGUGUACGCUGCUUUCGAGCUACUAUUCUCUCACAUGUUGCGUGUCUCCACGCGCAGCCCACCGGACCAGUAUGGCGUGCCGCCCAAGAAGAGGCCUCCGCAGAGCACCGAACUGCUGCAGCCGGGUCCCGACAGCGUGGUGCCGAGUGCAUCGGACGUGCCGGCGCAGAGGGCGUCGGUGAGCGCGCUGACCGAGGCGCAGACCGCGCUCAGCGAAGUGGCCGCGGCGGCCGGCGAAGGCCGCGCCAAGUCCGGCGAGACGUCGGCGCCGUCGUCCGAGCCCCGCAGCGACAAGCCCGGCCAGGGUCCGAACAUCGGCAAAGCGUCCGUCUCGGGCUCUGGCAAAGGGUCCACCUCGACUCGGGGAAAGGGGUCCGCGGAAGGAUCCAAGAAGUCGUCCCGGAAAGGGUCCGGCACCGGCGACACUCCUGUCGCCGUUUCUAGCGCCAGUGGUCCUCCCGUCGAGGCAGUCGUGCCCGGCACACCCGCCGAGAAGAAGGACGGCGAGGUGGCCAACAAGUGACAGGGACGCCUGUCCCGAUGUCCGCCCUAAGGUCAUCGAGGCAGCGCAAUGGACACUGCGGCACCGUCAGGAGGUCGUGUACCGCGGUGAGACCAUGGCUGAUUCCGCGGCGUCAGCUGCAGUGCAGUCGACACUGCCCUGCGGUACCCGGGAACCAUUUCCCAAGUGCCGGGUCUGUCAGAAAUAAAUGUAGCCACCCAGAA
Molecule: messenger RNA, 1325 nt
Organism: Dermacentor albipictus
Lineage: Eukaryota; Metazoa; Arthropoda; Arachnida; Ixodida; Ixodidae
Cellular component (GO): myosin II complex
Molecular function (GO): calcium ion binding
Source: RefSeq, a predicted model, not a curated record